AUGUCCUUCUCGUUUGGUUUCAGCGGCGACGAUAUUGACGAUGAAGGCGGAAUUCAUGACCAAGACACCCUCGUCGGCGAUAUAUCAAAAUACAGCAUCGCGGACGCCAAUCAUGAGGAGUCUCAUACAAUCGAGCCGCGGAGACAUUCUCUAACGGAACUGCUGGCGUCCCUUCCAUCCCAGAUCUCAUACAAUACUCUGACCAUCCCGGCGCCAACACCGCCCACUGCACUCGCAGACUCGGAAUAUGAACAUGCGCCCUCGUCCACAAGUAUUCAUACCCAAAGCGACAGCAUCCAGGUCAUGCGUCGCUCUUUAUUCGACAUUCGAGCUCAGCUGAUGGCCGAAGCGGAUCCCGAAACCCACGACGACGAGGCCGACACGAUGCUCGCCGGCCUCGAGAACGGCGACUUGACCUCUGGCAUCUACGAGGGCGGGUUCAAGACGUGGGAAUGUGCACUCGAUCUGGCCUCGCUGGUCGGCACCCAACUUGUAGAUCUAGAUGCCAACCAGGACUGGCAAGUCAUCGAGCUCGGUGCCGGAAGUGCCAUCCCCAGCUUAGCGCUUCUACGAGCCUUUCUCACCCGCACCGGUCGACAAUCUCGAGACGGAAACUCCACAGCUGGAGACGCGCAACAGCUCGCACACUUCAAGUUCACGCUGUGUGACUACAACGAAGAGGUGCUGAGACUAUGCACCGCCCCGAACGUUCUGUUGAAUUAUCACUAUCACAACCUCCCCUCCGAGCACGAUGCGUCUCGGUCUGGGUUUCGACCUGACGGUCCAGGACCGGAGGAAGAAGGUGAGCUCGACGUUGAAGACCUAGGCGGCGCCGAGGCCUUCGUCUCCGAGACCUUGCAAGACAUGCAUGCCCGACGGCUAUCCUUUGCUUUCCUCUCCGGAGGCUGGGGCGAGUCUUUCCUGGAUCUGAUCCCUUCGCCGAAGCCAGAGCGGCCUACGAAUCUGUUAAUCCUAGCGUCCGAAACAAUCUACUCGCCAUCGUCUUCGAAAAUCUUUGUAGACAACCUCCUCCGCUUGCUUCGGCGACACCGCAGGGGAACGGCCAAGGCAUGGGUCGCGGCCAAGAAAGUCUACUUCGGUGUCGGCGGCGGAGUGGAUGAGUUCGUGGCAGAUAUCGAGCACCGUGGCGGCCGGAGCAAGAUCUUACUCGAAACAAAAGAUACGGGCGUUGGGAGGGUAGUUAUGGAAGUCACCAUAUGA
Capronia epimyces CBS 606.96 is the source of this 1221-nucleotide messenger RNA. RefSeq lists its product as uncharacterized. The transcript is spliced from 2 exons. Lineage: Eukaryota; Fungi; Ascomycota; Eurotiomycetes; Chaetothyriales; Herpotrichiellaceae. Gene Ontology annotation, biological process: peptidyl-histidine methylation, to form tele-methylhistidine. Gene Ontology annotation, molecular function: protein-L-histidine N-tele-methyltransferase activity. Bases 1 to 1221 code for a protein of 406 amino acids. The record is from RefSeq and is a predicted model, not a curated record.